AUGUUACGUCGCACACUGCAAUUCGCUUUUGCGUACGCGAAAUGCCCAACUAUCGUGAAUGAGCCAAUGGACACAUUUGAAGCUGGAAGUGUCUCUGCGAAUGGUACUCUGGAGGCAUGCAGGCGUAUGCGCGAGAGUGUAACGGACUGCCCAAUUGUGAUUGGCGGGAAGGAGUACCGCACUGACAAUGUUAUUCGCCGCACGAUCCCGUCCGACCACAAGAAACACCUUGCAACGUCGUACAAUGCCACGCCAGAGUUGGCACAGAAGGCCAUUGACACCGCACUACAAGCUUCACGCGAGUGGAGCCAGACAUCCUUCAGAGAUCGUGCGGCCAUCUUUCUUCAUGCGGCCCACCUUAUCUCGACAAAGUACCGUCAUGAACUGCGGGCGGCGACUAUGCUGGGACAGAGCAAAAGUCCUUUUCAGGCGGAGAUUGACGUGAUCGCGGAAUCGUGCGACUUUCUACGUUUCUCAGUGCAUUAUGCGGAGAAUUUGUACCGCGAUCAGCCACUCUCCCCAAGCAGCGGAGCCGUUUGGAACUCACUUGACUACCGCCCACUUGAGGGUUUUGUGUCAACCAUUGCGCCAUUUAACUUCGCAGCGAUCGCAGCAAACCUCGUUGCUUGUCCCGCAUUGAUGGGUAACGUUGUACUCUGGAAACCAUCCCCUCAUGCGGUGCUUUCAAAUUAUUUGCUGUAUAAAGUAUUCGAGGAGGCUGGUUUACCCGCGGGUGUGGUGAACUUCUUGCCAUGCGAACCAGACGUCAUGACCAAUUUUGUGAACUCCCACCGCGAUCUGGCAGGAGUUGCAUUCACCGGUUCGACGAAAGUUUUUAUGUCUAUUAACAAACAAAUCUACGCACGAUUGGAGGAGUACCGCAACAUUCCACGUAUAAGUGGUGAAACGGGUGGAAAAGACUUCCACCUCGUUCAUCCGAGCGCCGAUUUGAAACUUGCGGCGGCUUUGACAGUACGUGGGGCGUUUGAAUUUCAGGGCCAGAAGUGUAGCGCCACUUCGCGGCUAUAUGCCCCCAAGAGCCGAUGGGAAGAAUUGAAGAAUUAUAUGCUUGGUGUGCACGAACAGCUCAAGAUGGGUCAGCCAGAUGAUUUCAAGAGCUUUAUGUGCGCCGUUAUCGAUGAAACUGCCUUUGAACGGAAUAAAAAGUAUAUAGAUAUUGCCAAAUCGAGUCCAUCAACGUAUUCUGUUAUUGCUGGUGGUGGAUACGAUAAGACGGAGGGUUGGUUUGUGCAACCAACAAUCGUUGAAUCGAAGGACAGUCAGGCACAGCUAAUGCACGAAGAGAUCUUUGGACCCAUCUUAACGGUGCAUGUGUAUGAUGACAGCAAGCCAGGAUUCUGGUCGGAUGUGUGCGAUGUCGUCAACCGCUCCACAAAGUAUGCACUCACUGGCAGCAUCUUUGCGCAAGAUCGUCAGGCCAUUCGUGAUGCAACAACAAAACAUUUGCGUUACGCCGCGGGGAACUACUAUAUCAAUGACAAAUGUACCGGUGCGGUCGUGGGCCAACAACCUUUUGGUGGUGCUCGUGCGAGUGGUUCAAAUGACAAGCCCGGCAGCCCUCUUUUCCUGACUCGGUGGGUUUCGGCACGUACAAUUAAAGAAAACUUUGACCACAGCACGCAGGUGUCGUAUCCUCACCAAUUGCCAGACCGCCUGUUUGUUUAG
This is a messenger RNA of Trypanosoma cruzi, 1686 nucleotides long. Its product is annotated as delta-1-pyrroline-5-carboxylate dehydrogenase, putative. The record is from RefSeq and is a predicted model, not a curated record. Gene Ontology annotation, cellular component: mitochondrial matrix. NCBI's taxonomy places the organism in Eukaryota, Euglenozoa, Kinetoplastea, Trypanosomatida, Trypanosomatidae. The transcript has a single exon. Gene Ontology annotation, molecular function: L-glutamate gamma-semialdehyde dehydrogenase (NAD+) activity. Bases 1 to 1686 code for a protein of 561 amino acids.